This is a messenger RNA of Terrapene triunguis (Three-toed box turtle), 4287 nucleotides long. RefSeq names its product VPS53 subunit of GARP complex (gene VPS53). Bases 220 to 2349 code for a protein of 709 amino acids. The transcript has 20 exons. Gene Ontology annotation, cellular component: GARP complex. Gene Ontology annotation, biological process: retrograde transport, endosome to Golgi. The record is from RefSeq and is a predicted model, not a curated record. Lineage: Eukaryota; Metazoa; Chordata; Testudines; Emydidae.
UUGUUUUUUAUCUUGCAGUCUUUGGCAAACAUUGAUGAAGUUGUGAACAAAAUCAGACUGAAAAUAAGGAGGCUGGAUGACAAUAUUCGAACAGUAGUGAGAGGACAGACAAACGUGGGACAGGAUGGCAGACAGGCUCUUGAGGAGGCCCAAAAAGCCAUUCAGCAACUCUUUGGUAAGAUUAAAGAUAUCAAAGACAAGGCGGAAAAAUCAGAGCAAAUGGUUAAAGAAAUCACACGAGAUAUCAAGCAACUAGAUCAUGCCAAGCGGCAUCUGACCACCUCCAUCACUACCCUCAAUCACCUACACAUGCUGGCAGGGGGUGUGGAUUCACUUGAGGCUAUGACCAGGAGGAGACAGUACAGGGAAGUUGCCAAUCUCCUGCAAGGUGUUGUGAAUGUGUUAGAGCACUUCAACAAAUAUAUGGGGAUUUCACAGAUACGACAGCUUUCCGAAAGGGUAAAGGCUGCCCAAAAUGAGUUAGGACAACAAAUCUUGGCAGAUUUUGAAGAAGCUUUUCCUUCCCAGGGCACAAAGAGGCCUGGCGGACCCAGCAAUGUCCUCCGUGAUGCAUGUCUAGUUGCUAACGUCUUAGAUCCCAGAAUCAAACAGGAAAUCAUCAAGAAAUUUAUUAAACAACACCUCUCGGAAUACCUGGUACUUUUCCAGGAAAACCAAGACGUCGCCUGGCUAGAUAAAAUUGACAGACGCUAUGCUUGGAUUAAACGUCAGCUGAUGGACUAUGAGGAAAAGUACGGGCGUAUGUUUCCGCAGGAGUGGUGCAUGACGGAGCGUAUCGCCGUUGAGUUCUGCCAUGUUACGAGGACAGAGCUUGCUAAGAUCAUGCGCACAAGAGCUAAAGAGAUUGAGGUGAAAUUGCUUUUGUUUGCCAUUCAGAGAACGACCAACUUCGAAGGGCUGAUGGCUAAACGCUUCUCGGGGUGCACUCUGGCUGACGGGACCGUGAAAAAGGCAGAGCUGCCACCUCCCUCCACCAACCCAUUUCUGGAAGAUGAAAGUGGGACAGAGACAGACGAAACUGUGAUAGAGAAAGGCGAUAUAGAUAGACCCAAGAAGCCGAAGGCCCCGGACAACCCAUUUCAUGGCAUCAUUUCCAAGUGCUUUGAACCUCACCUCUAUGUAUAUAUUGAGUCCCAGGACAAAAAUCUUGGCGAGCUGAUUGACAGAUUUGUCGCUGAUUUCAAAGCUCAAGGGCCUCCCAAGCCAAAUGUGGAUGAAGGGGGAGCUGUCCUGCCCAGCUGUGCUGACCUCUUUGUCUAUUACAAGAAGUGCAUGGUGCAGUGUUCGCAGCUUAGCACUGGUGAACCCAUGAUAGCAUUGACCACCAUAUUUCAGAAGUACCUCCGGGAAUAUGCCUGGAAAAUUCUCUCUGGAAACCUGCCCAAAACAACAAGCAGCAGUGGUGGACUGACCAUCACCAGCCUGCUGAAAGAAAAGGAGGGCUCUGAAGUGGCUAAGUUUACUGUAGAAGAACUCUGUCUCAUCUGUAGCAUACUGAGCACGGCAGAGUACUGCUUGGCAACAACCCAACAGCUUGAAGAAAAACUCAAAGAAAAAGUGGAUGCAAGUCUCAUGGAACGAAUCAACCUGACAGGAGAGAUGGAUACAUUCAGCAUCGUGAUCUCAAACAGCAUACAGCUGUUAGUGCAGGACUUGGACGCAGCCUGUGACCCGGCCCUUACCGCUAUGAGCAAGAUGCAGUGGCAGAAUGUGGAGCACGUUGGCGACCAGAGUCCUUAUGUCACGUCCGUUAUUCUUCAUAUUAAGCAGAAUGUUCCCAUCAUCCGUGACAAUCUGGCCUCCACGAGAAAAUACUUCACUCAGUUCUGUAUUAAAUUUGCAAACUCCUUCAUUCCCAAGUUCAUCAACCACCUAUUCAAGUGCAAACCGAUUAGCAUGGUGGGGGCAGAACAGCUGCUGUUGGACACUCACUCUCUGAAGAUGGUUCUCUUGGAUCUGCCUUCCAUUGGGUCCCAGGUGGUGAGGAAGGCUCCUGCCAGCUACACAAAGAUAGUGGUGAAAGGCAUGACGCGGGCGGAAAUGAUCCUGAAGGUGGUUAUGGCCCCUCAUGAGCCCCCCGUUGUGUUUGUUGACAAUUACAUCAAACUCCUUGCUGAUUGCAGCACAGACACUUUCCAGAAGAUACUAGACAUGAAGGGCCUAAAGAGAAGUGAGCAAAGCAGCAUGUUGGAACUGUUCCGCCAGAGGCUGCCCGCCCCUCCCUCUGGGGUAGAGAACACCAGCUCCAUGUCCCUGAUGGCGCCCACGCCUGAGCAGGAGUCCUCACGAAUACGAAAACUGGAGAAACUCAUCAAAAAGAGACUGUAGAUGAACAGAAGCAACAUCUGCCGCCCCCCCCAGCAACUUUGGCCAGGUCUUGUGCAGGCUCCCCAUUAUCCUACACUACGUCACUGAAAAAUAGCUGCCUAAUCAAUGCCACGCCCUGAGACGCAUUAACCGUAUUGCUCUGAAUGGAGAAGCAGCAUGAUUUUGGCAAGGGAUGAAUGCUUCCCAGGGCUCUGUGCCCUAGGGAUAGAUUAGCCGAGUGAAACCUGUCUCACUGGGGCUUCUCCAUGCCUACGGCUUGGAGGAGAUGCAGUGAGUUGAAAAUGGUUUGACUGAAUUACAUCCAAGGUUCGCUAGCUGCUCACACCAUGCUAGUUGCUCAGCGUCUAGCUGCAGUUCCCAUUUGGGGUCUCCCAGUGCGGCGUGUUGGACUCUGCCCUGAAAGUGACAAGACGACAUUCCUUCCCCAUCAUAGAGCUGGUUUCUUUAAAAAUAAGAUUCCCUUAAAUCGCUGGCUUCUGGCCCCUAGGACUCUACCAAGCUCCUUAUAAAUGCCCAGGACAGGACACUGCAACAUCUCCCCUGUGCUCUGAGGGCAGGACCGUGUGCUGAAGCUGUCAGUAAAACAGCAAGGAGAACCCUCUGUGGGAAGCAAGGAGGGGGCGAAAUCACUGCAUUCACCGGUCAAAUCACACCUUACUGCUAACAAGCCAGCGGUCUCUGUUGCUUUUGCUGCUUUAAGGCCAAAUUCUACAUCUGCUGAAGCAGUCUCCAGCGUCUCAUUAUUUUCUCACGUGCACUGGGCUACCCCGCCCUCUCCAACCCACACUACACCUCUCCCUCUCCUCCACAAAGGGCUGUUCAUGGAAUAAGCCCUUGGAAGCCAAGCAUCAAAUGGCACUAUCCCCCCAUGCUUGUGGCAUCCUGUUUCAUGCCAGCUGGAGCCCAGAAUGUGGGUGUGCCACUUUGGCACCAUCGCUGCCCUGAAGGCAGAGCCGCUGGAAAGGUUAGUUUUAAUAAUAGGCCUGCUGCUUCCAGGAUUUCUUCACAGGAUGGAACUCUCUCACUGGCUUGAAACGUAAAGGACCUGGUUCUCCUCUCGCUUACGCUGCUGCAACUUGGACUGAGUGGCUCCAGAUUUGCACUGGAAUAUCUGAGGGGAGAAUUGGGCCCCAAAUCUCACAACACAGCUUGUUUUAAAGUAACCGGCAUUGCAAUCCAGUUCCCAUUGGAGUCAGCAGCAAGAUGCUCUUUGAUUUCAGUAAUAGCAGGAUUUGGGUUGAUGGAUCUAAAUUGUAAAGUGUUUGUGUGAAAAGUGCUCAUCUUGGCACAUGCUUGCCUGAGAAGCCUUAACUGAGUGACACAAUCCCCUCAUUAUCACCACUGGAUUUCUUCUCAAACCCCCUGGCAACCUCUCCAUGUGGUUCUAAAGGUGUGUUUCAGACCAGCUGAUGAUACAAGACCACAGGGAUUUUGAUGGUGGGAGAGUUCAUGUGCAGCUUCCGUAUUGUAAUCCAUGCUUUCCUACCCAAUCUGCAGGAGGCACGUGCAUGCAGUGUUUGUGUCAAGUGAGGAGUCACUGCAGCUGACUAGCAAUGGUCUCAGGAGAAUCACACUCCACGGCACAUCUGGCUUGCUUCUAAUUAUAGUAUUGAUUUGGGGGCCAUUGUAGAUCCAGGUUGGUUAGUGUUUGCAGCCACUGUUCAGGGAUCUGUAGUUCACUUGAGGGAGAGGGAGAGAACACUCCAGAUCAAGUACAGAUUUAUUUUAACCAAACUCCACACACACAAACCUGUGUCUAAAAUUAAAAACCCUGCAGAGUUUCAGUGACACUCGGGAGUGGGGGGCACCAAAUGAGAAAUGUCCUUGUUGAGACUGAAAAUCUGGCCUGACAGUAGCUUCAUGUUCAUCUUUUUUGCACUGUCCUGUCCUCUCUCACUGCACCUGCUCCUUCCCAUGUGCGGAGGGAGGGAGGGAGGG